Molecule: messenger RNA, 3376 nt
Organism: Anolis sagrei ordinatus
Lineage: Eukaryota; Metazoa; Chordata; Lepidosauria; Squamata; Anolidae
Gene: JAKMIP3
Product: Janus kinase and microtubule interacting protein 3
Molecular function (GO): microtubule binding; kinase binding
Source: RefSeq, a predicted model, not a curated record
GAGAUUGCAGAGGGCUGUGGUGCCUGCUCCUUGGAGAGGCAGGGCUUGGGUUCCCUUCGGUGCCAUCGCCUCCCAUGACGUGCCUCCUGCUCUCUCUGCAGUGUCCCUGCAAUGGCUGAGGGGCGGCUCUUGGAUGCUGGCAGUGAGCUCAUUUUCCCAGGAGGGAGAGGCAAGUCAACCUGAAGCACAUCCCCUCGGCAACUGCUGCAACACCCCUGUGAAAUUCCUCUCUUGCUCUUUCCCUCAAUUAUAGACACUCUCCACUUUCUGGGUGUGUGCAUGGUGAACAGAUUUUCUUCAAUCCCUACAUGGUUGAUUCCAGCCCCUUCUCCUCCCUCCUCCCUUAUUUCCCUCCUCCUCCCCUGGAAUAGUUUCAUGCAUCUCUCUCUGCUCUCUCCACUCGCCAAAGGAUACUGCAGCAGGGAUGGAGUGGACUUUCUGAUUUUUCUGAUGAAUUGUGAGCUGCUUGAGAAUGCAAAUGGCCCAACAGACCCCAGAUCUGCCCUUUUAAAUCUGUCUGCUAGGAACAACCUACAGGUUUCAGAAUGAAGCCUACCGCAAGACCAGGAAUUGGACUAUCUUUGGGUAAAGCCGACCAGCAGCAUUUCCAUCACGAUGGAGCAUGCCUGUAAGGAAAGUGAGAAAAUGUCGUGGAAGAGAACCAAGGAAUAGACGAGAACGCAAGGUUCUCUCUGCUUGGGAUUUUACCCCUCUCGUCACGUCGUCUCACAAUGUCAAAGAAGGGUGCCAGCUUUCGAGCUAAAGGAGAAAGACCGGAUGCCUUAGCUGCAUUGCAAGCCGCUAAUGAAGACCUCAGGGCAAAACUCACAGACAUUCAGAUAGAGCUCCAGCAAGAAAAGAGUAAGGUUGGCAAAUUGGAGAGGGAGAAAAACCAGGAAGUGAGGCAGAUCAAAGAACACGAACAGCAUAAAAACAUAGUGAAUGUAACAGAACUCAAGGCCAAACUUCAUGAAGAAAAAAUGAAGGAACUCCAGGCUGUUCGGGAAGGACUUUUAAGACAGCAUGAAGCUGAGCUUCUUAGAGUCAUAAAAAUUAAAGAUAAUGAAAUUCAAAGACUACAGGCCUUGCUUAAUGCCGUACGGGAUGGGACGCCUGAUAAGGUUAAGACUGUCCUCUUCGCCGAAGCAAAGGAGGAGGCCAAGAAAGGAUUUGAAGUUGAAAAAACCAAAAUGCAGCAGGAAAUUUCAGAGCUUAAGGGGGCUAAAAAACAAGUGGAAGAGGCUUUAUCCGUGGUCGUUCAAGCUGACAAAAUUAAAGCGGCAGAGAUAAGGAGCGUGUAUCACCUUCACCAAGAAGAAAUCACCAGAAUAAAGAGAGAGUGUGAACGAGAGAUUCGCAGAUUGAUGGAGGAGAUCAAAUUUAAAGACAGAGCAGUCUACGUGCUGGAAAGAGAGUUAGGGGUUCAAGCCGGGCAUGCUCAGAGACUUCAGCUCCAAAAGGAGGCUUUAGAUGAACAACUUUUCCAGCUCAAAGAGGCUGACCGGCAUCUGAGCAGCCCCAAGCGGGAACUUCCUCAUGCAAGUGGUGCAGGAGAGACUUCAGAGCAAACAGGAAGUCCUGAACAGCAGUUGGAUGAAAGAGAUGCUCGGCGCUUCCAACUUAAAAUAGCCGAACUAAGUGCAAUCAUCAGGAAACUGGAAGAUCGGAAUGCAUUAUUAUCAGAGGAACGGAAUGAACUUCUAAAACGUUUAAGAGAAGCUGAGAGCCAGUACAAACCAUUGCUAGAUAAAAAUAGACGUCUAAGUAGGAAGAAUGAAGAUCUGUCUCAUGCCUUACGUCGUAUGGAAAAUAAAUUAAAAUUUGUAACCCAGGAAAAUUUAGAAAUGAGGCAAAGAGUGAGGACGAUAAGAAGGCCAAGUUCUUUAAAUGACCUUGAUCAGAGUCAAGAUGAGAGAGAAGUUGAAUUUCUGAGGUUACAGAUCCUUGAGCAGCAAAACAUCAUAGAUGAACUUUCAAAGACUCUAGAAACUGCUGGCUAUGUGAAGAGUGUAAUAGAACGGGAUAAGCUUUUACGAUACAGGAAGCAAAGAAAGAAAUUUGCAAAAUUUCCCAAGAAGCCAGUUGUGGAGACAUUUUUUGGGUACGAUGAAGAAGCUUCCCUUGAAUCUGAUGGGUCUUCUAUCUCAUAUCAAACUGACCGAACAGAUCAGACACCCUGCACACCUGAUGAUGAUUUGGAAGAGGGCAUGGCAAAAGAAGAAACAGAACUGAGAUUCCGACAGCUAACAAUGGAGUAUCAAGCACUACAAAGAGCAUAUGCCCUGUUGCAAGAACAAGUUGGAGGGACGUUGGAUGCAGAACGAGAAGUUAAGACCCGUGAGCAGCUUCAAGCAGAAAUCCACAGAGCUCAAGCUCAGAUAGAAGACCUCGAAAAGGCACUUGCUGAGCAAGGACAGGACAUGAAGUGGAUUGAAGAAAAGCAGGCAUUAUACAGAAGAAACCAAGAACUAGUAGAAAAGAUAAAACAAAUGGAGGUAGAAGAGGCUCGGUUAAAACAUGAUGUUCAGGAUGCUAAAGAUCAAAAUGAACUCUUGGAAUUUAGAAUACUAGAACUUGAAGAAAGAGAAAGAAGAUCUCCAGCUAUCAAUUUUCAUCACAUUCCUUUUACUGAGGGGAAAAGUCCCCUACAGGUGUAUUGUGAGGCAGAAGGUGUAACAGAUAUACUAGUAGCAGAGUUGAUGAAAAAACUGGACAUUUUAGGGGAUAACGCCAACUUAACAAAUGAAGAGCAAGUAGUUGUCAUACAAGCAAGAACGGUUUUGACGCUGGCAGAAAAGUGGUUGCAGCAGAUAGAAGUAACAGAGUCAGCAUUACAGCAAAAAAUGAUAGACCUGGAAAAUGAAAAGGAACUGUUUAGUAAACAAAAGGGAUAUUUGGAUGAUGAACUUGAUUACAGGAAACAGUCUUUAGAUCAAGCACAUAAGCACAUUCUGGAAUUGGAAGCCAUGCUUUACGAUGCCCUACAGCAGGAAGCAGGAGCCAAAAUGUCAGAAAUCCUUUCAGAAGAAGAGAGAGACAAGCUGAGGAAUGCAGUGGAACAGUGGAAGCGGCAAGUUAUGAGUGAACUCCGAGAGAGGGAUUCCCAGAUUCUUCGAGAAAGAAUGGAACUCAUUCAGCAUGCACAACAGAGGAUUAAAGAACUAGAAGAAAGAAUUGAAGCUCAAAAGAGACAAAUAAAGGAGUUAGAAGAAAAGUUUUUAUUUUUGUUUUUAUUUUUCUCUUUAGCUUUCAUCCUUUGGUCAUAAUACACCCAUCCACAUGCAAGAGCCAAGAAAGAUGGAACAACGUAACAGUAAUUGUCAAGGUUGUUGGGGAAAAGACAUUGGCAUUUUAAGAAACUGGACUGCAUCCUGUA